This is a messenger RNA of Entamoeba invadens IP1, 474 nucleotides long. RefSeq lists its product as hypothetical. Bases 1 to 474 code for a protein of 157 amino acids. The transcript has 2 exons. The record is from RefSeq and is a predicted model, not a curated record. NCBI's taxonomy places the organism in Eukaryota, Evosea, Mastigamoebida, Endamoebidae.
AUGAGGCUGAAGUCACAAGAAGACCAAGAACACAUUGAAGAAUACCAAGGCGAUAAAAAGCUUGAAGCUAAAGAAGACAAUUCAAAAUAUCUCGAGACACAAUUACACGAAAAGAAAGACGACAUUGCUGAUUUGGAGAAACAAGUCAAGAAGUUGCAAAACACCAUUUCUGAUGUCAACGCACAGAACGAAGACACUGGCGCUGUUUUGAAUGAUACUAAAGACGAUCUUGCCAAUACUAAAAAUGAUUUGAAAAAGACUCAAUUUGCUCUAGAUGAUACCGAGAAGAAACUCGACCAACAAGUUAUUCAAAACAAAAAGGUUUCAGACGAGAGAGAUGGGUAUAACCAACAAUUGCAAGCAGGGAAGACCAAGACUGCUGCUUUGACUUCGGCCAAGAAUGCAAGUGACAAGAAGAUUUUUGCUUUGAACUCGGAGAAAGACGAAUUAGAAGAUAAGAACAGAAAAACUUGA